AUGGCCCCGGCUGCGGCGGCCGCCCCCGCCAAGAAGCACAAGAGCAAGACGGCCUCGGUGGUGUCUGGGUCGCUGUCGGGUGCAGUGGUGUCGGCCUGCGUGCAGCCGCUGGAUGUCAUCCGCACCCGCAUGCAGGCAGACAUGGCGCAUGGCGUGGUGCGCAACACGCUGCACACCAUGCAGACCAUCAUGGCAGAGGGAGGCGUGCGCACGUUGUGGAAGGGCACGCAGCCUACAGUGAUCCGGCUGGGCUUGGGCGCCGGACUGCACUUCUUCUUCUUGGAAUCGAUUAAGCCGCUGUUCGAGCGGCAGCAGCCAGAUGGCAGCGUGGGAAUGACCGCCAUGGGGGCCAUGGUCACUGGUGGCAUGUCCCGCACGUUGGCAGCGGUGGCUGCCUGCCCCUUUACCAUUGUUAAGACCCGCAUGGAGUACUCUGGGGCAGGUGGCCAUGCCUACACCAGCACCAUGCACGCCCUCUCCUCCAUCUGGCGCACCGAGGGCCUGCGCGGCAUGUACGCCGGCCUGGGGCCCACCGCGCUGAGCCAGGCGCCCUUCUCCGCCCUCUACUACAUGUUUUACACCCGCCUGCAGGACAAGCUCAAGGCCACAGAGAUGCCGAGUGUGGGCGUCAACUUUGUGUCUGGCACGCUGGCAGCAGUGGCGGCGACGGUGCUGACGCAGCCGGCGGACGUCAUCCGCACUAGCAUGCAGCUCAAUCUGGCCACUGCCACCUCAGCAGCAGGCGGCCCUGCUGCAGCGGCAGCAGCAGCGGCAGCAGCAGCCGUUCCACCCAAGACGACAGCAGGCAUCUUCCGGCACAUUGUAGCGCAGCACGGCCUGCGCGGGCUGCUGUCGGGCGCGGCGCCGCGCAUCGCCAAGCGCACGCUGCAGACGGCGCUGCUGUGGACGCUGUACGAGGAGUUGUACCCUGCGCUCACCAAGGCUGGGGAGUUGGUGAAAGCUGGCAUGGAUGAGAGCCGGGGCGGAGGGAGCAGCAACGUGUCGAAACAGCUUUAG
Chlorella variabilis is the source of this 1017-nucleotide messenger RNA. RefSeq lists its product as hypothetical. Gene Ontology annotation, biological process: glycine import into mitochondrion. The record is from RefSeq and is a predicted model, not a curated record. Gene Ontology annotation, cellular component: mitochondrion. Bases 1 to 1017 code for a protein of 338 amino acids. Lineage: Eukaryota; Viridiplantae; Chlorophyta; Trebouxiophyceae; Chlorellales; Chlorellaceae. The transcript is spliced from 4 exons. Gene Ontology annotation, molecular function: glycine transmembrane transporter activity.